AUGCUGCCUAUUCCUCCAAGCUCUGUUGGAAAGUCUAGUCAUGACCAUGAUAGCAGCAAUGAACUUCGACCUACUUGGUUGCUCAUCCAGACACCACCUAGCUCUCCACCUGAACUACCACAGAGUUACUGUGACAGCAAUGACAGGAUUCAAAAACAUGGUGGCCAUCCUACAAUAGGACAUUCCCAGCUCAAAGUACACUCCAAACAUCAUCGGUCACCCUCAUCUGACAACACCUCUCCUGAUUCAGAAAACAAGCUCUUUGCAUUCCCGUGCAUAUCUCCCAUAAUGGACUGCCUGCCUAGCCUUGCAGAGUGUGCACAGAAAAGGUUUAGGCCUUUUGAGCAGUCCCAUGGUUUGCUGCCUAAUGCAUUGAAACUCCAGUUUUCUCGAAGGUGUCUUGAAUCUGGCAAGACUGAUAUGAGUCUAGCAGAUAUCCAAGAGGGCAAAGACAUCCUCAUGCAGUGCCUGAAACUCAUGCCCAAGAAUAUCAUCAGUCAAGCUCUCAUUGCAAAGGAAGCUGAUUGCAAAUACAAGUGUUUGUGUACUCUGGCAAUGGCUUGGGUGGCUGAGGUGAGGGCCCAAGACAAGCAACUUCAUGAAAUGCUUAUCAAAGAGGAAUUUGCAAAAUAUGCUGUUAGCAUCACAGAGACUUCCAUUCUCUGGAGGGUCUUGGUUGGAUGUAGUGUGGAGGAGCUUGAUGCUGAUGCAGACUUCUGCAUUGGUGCAUACAGUCACAAUUUUUGGUCGUUUUCUGUUGCCAACUCCACCCUCAAUCAGAUUGAGGAUGCUGCUUCGUGUCUUUCUGAGUCCAAAGAGAAAUCUCAUGCUGACUCAGCUUCCUCUGACUUUGACAUUGAUGAUUGA
This is a messenger RNA of Suillus subaureus, 867 nucleotides long. RefSeq lists its product as uncharacterized. Bases 1 to 867 code for a protein of 288 amino acids. The record is from RefSeq and is a predicted model, not a curated record. Lineage: Eukaryota; Fungi; Basidiomycota; Agaricomycetes; Boletales; Suillaceae. The transcript has 2 exons.